Ipomoea triloba (trilobed morning glory) is the source of this 3204-nucleotide messenger RNA. RefSeq lists its product as uncharacterized. The coding region runs from base 1 to 3204 and encodes 1067 amino acids. The record is from RefSeq and is a predicted model, not a curated record. Gene Ontology annotation, biological process: telomere maintenance; DNA repair. The transcript has 3 exons. NCBI's taxonomy places the organism in Eukaryota, Viridiplantae, Streptophyta, Magnoliopsida, Solanales, Convolvulaceae. Gene Ontology annotation, molecular function: DNA helicase activity.
AUGCCUUUGGUGCUGAAAAACCUGUACACUAGAGUUGAUGAUGCCUCAAAAAAUUUUCGUACAUUUGUUAGGACUUACAACAACACAUUUGCUUUUACUUCGCUUGGCAUUCAUCAGUAUGACAAAGAUCUUUGUAAGCGUAAUAAAGGCAUAUAUACAUUCAAAGUUCAAGGGCAAAUGUAUCAUUUUAUCAAUAACUUAUUACCUUAUGGUUGCCCGCCGCGCAAUUUGCAACUCUAUUUUUAUGACACUGAUCAUAAAAUUAAAAAUCGAGUUGAAAGUGUUGCUAGAUUAGAAGAGAACAUUGUCAGAGCUUUGAUGGAAGUCAUGUCUUGCAAUCCAUACGCAAAUUUCUUUAGAAGUCUUAAGGAUGUUGUUCACUCGGAUGACUUUAGUAUUUUGUUGAACUCUUCACCUUCAUUGGAUCAAAGACUUUAUAAUUCGCCAACUGCCUCUCAAGUUGCUGCUGUAUGGAUUGAAGACUACGAUGGAGUUGAAGAUAAUAGGAAUAUUAGGGUAUAUGCACAUUGUGGUCGGUCACAAAAUAUCCAAUACUAUUAUGGUUGUUAUGAUCCAUUACAAUACCCUUUGUUAUUCCCAUUUGGUGAUGUUGGAUGGCAUGAGGGUAUUCAAAGAGCCUUGCAAUCGAGGAAUUUACAACCUCUUGGUUAUGCAAAUUCUUUAUCUAUUAAUGCAAACACACAAUCAUCUGUUGAUGAUCUAAUUCGAGAAGGCCAGGUAGGAAGCGAUCCUCAAUAUCUUGCAGAGAAUAUUAUGCGUAUAAAUUUCAGCGUUGGAACAGGUGCUGUGUUUGGUAAUGAGGUUGGACGCAGAGUUAUUUUGCCAUCGUCAUUCAUUGGGGGUCCUAGAGAUAUGCGUGGUCGAUAUAUGGAUGCAAUGUCGCUUGUCCAAAACUUUGGAAAACCUGAUAUGUUUUUAACCAUGACAUGUAACCCUAAUUGGCCUGAAAUUAAAGGCCUCUUGCAAUACAAUGACGAUGCACAAAAUAGGCCAGACUUGAUUGCGAGAGUAUUCCACGCAAAAAGGCAAGAACUUAAGAAUGAUAUUACAAAUAAACAAUUUUUUGGUGAAGUUGUUGCGUACACUUACGUAAUCGAGUUCCAAAAGAGAGGAUUGCCACAUGCUCAUUUCCUAAUUAUUCUAAAAGAUAAAUGUCAUGCAAUGUCUCCUUCUUUUGUUGAUAAUUUCGUAUCGGCAGAAAUACCGGAUAAACAUCUUCAACCUGCGUUGUACGAGCUUGUAAAAAAACAUAUGGUUCAUGGUCCUUGUGGUUUUCUUAAUCCAAACUGCCCUUGCAUGAUACAAAGGAAAUGCAAAUCUGUACCUACUUGUAAAAGUAAAUACCCCAAACUAUUUAGCCAUGCCACUGAGUUUACUGAUGACUCUUAUCCUAUUUAUAAGAGACGCAAUACACCCUUUUUUGUUCAGAUUAAAGGGUUUAAUCUUGAUAAUAGAUGGAUAGUGCCUUAUAAUCCCCACUUAUUACUUAAGUUUGAUUGCCAUAUAAAUGUGGAAGUAUGUGCCAGUAUUAAGUCUGUGAAAUAUAUUUACAAAUAUAUUUACAAAGGUCAUGAUAGAGUAAGCAUUACUUUGGGUGAUAACACCGAUGAACGUGUUAUUGAUGAAAUUAAAGAAUACCAGAAUGCAAGAUGGAUCUCGCCCCCUGAAGCUGCAUGGCGUAUAUUUGGAAUUGGAAUUGCAGAGAUGAAGCCUGCUGUAAUACAGUUGCAGAUACAUUUAGAAAACUCACAAUAUAUCAAUUUUUAUGGCCAUGAAAGGAUAACCUAUAUAGUGAGCAGAGAAGAUUCGUCUCGUACUAUGUUAACUGAAUUAUUUGCAAUGAAUCUUUCAAGCGAUUUUGCAAGAACUUUGAACUUGCUUUAUGUAGAAUUUCCUUGCCAUUUUGUUUGGUGUAAGUCAAGCAAGUCUUGGAAACCUCGUAAAAAGCAUACAGUUAUAGGCAGACUUGUGGCUGUUAAUCCAACUGAGGGGGAACGGUAUUAUCUACGGUUCUUAUUAAUGAAUGUCAGGGCGCCAACUUCGUUUGAUUGUUUAAGAACUGUAAAUGGUAAAAUCACUUCAUCUUUUCAUGAGGCUAUUGAGAAACUAGGAUUACUUGCAGGAGAUUUCGUUGUUGAAGAAUCGUUAAAUGAAGCAGUAUUAUUCCAAAUGCCUUCGAGUUUGCAGACUUUCUUUGCAACGCUUCUCAUCUUUUGUGAUAUUUCAAAUCCUAUUUCAUUAUGGAUGAAAUACAAAACACACGUGUCAAGACUUUUAAAGACAGGCUUGCACACAAAUGCUGAGGCCGAAUCAUUAGUCCUAAAGAUGAUUGCCAAUAUAGUACAAGAAAUGGGCAAGAAAACAAAAGACUACUGCCUAUUUGAUCUAUUGGAAUCCUAUGAUUUCCCAGGACGUCUUACUAAUGAGAUUUUGCACGAGAAGAACUUGACGGUUUCUGAGGCAGAUCUUUUAGCUAUUCACCAACUCAAUGUUUGCCAGCGAUCAGCUUUUAAAACUAUUACGGAUGCUGUUUUAGGUAAUAAACCUAGUGCAUUUUUUGUUGAUGGGCCAGGUGGUACGGGGAAAACAUUCUUAUAUCGUUGUUUAUUAGUAUUUGUACGUUCUAAGGGAUUGAUCGCUCUUACAACUGCAACUUCUGGCAUAGCUGCAUCUAUAUUACCUGGCGGUCGCACCGCACAUUCGCGCUUCAAACUCGCACUUGAUGGGAAUGAUAAGUAUAUAUGCAAUAUAGGUAAACAUACUGCUGAUGCGAGUUUACUUCGCCAUAGUAAAUUGAUUCUUUGGGAUGAAGCAUCCAUGGCACAUAGGAAUAUAGUUGAGAGCCUUGAUACAACGCUCAAAGAUAUAAUGGAUUGUCACGAUUUAUUUGGGGAGAAAGUCAUUGUAUUUGGAGGAGAUUUUAAGCAAACAUUACCAGUUGUAAGACAUGGAAAGAAGGAAGAUUUCAUUGCAGCAUCUUUGGUUAAAUCAAGUACUAUAUGGCCGCACAUUUGUCAUUUGAAUUUAGUUGAGAACAUGCGUGCACAUGCUGAUCCUACAUUUGCAAGUUACUUGAUGAAGAUAGGUAAUGGCACAGAACCUGCUAUUUACCAAAACAAAAUAAAAGAGCCUUCUCAAUUUCUUGAUUCAAAGCUUAUGCAAUGGUACACGACUCAUAUGUGA